Messenger RNA from Paraphaeosphaeria sporulosa, 1144 nucleotides. RefSeq lists its product as uncharacterized. The transcript has 2 exons. The record is from RefSeq and is a predicted model, not a curated record. NCBI's taxonomy places the organism in Eukaryota, Fungi, Ascomycota, Dothideomycetes, Pleosporales, Didymosphaeriaceae. The coding region runs from base 93 to 863 and encodes 256 amino acids.
UACGAAAACCGGACUUGGCUCUCGACGACAAGGCAGCCGUGAGAGUGUACUCGGAUGUAGCGUUGCGAUGUUUCAAGCAUGCAUUACUGAGAAUGGACAAUGGGAAGCAGAAGCGUUGCACGGCAGCGAGUGCAGAGGUCAAGUGGGAACAAGGUAGGAUGAGUUGGAAUUCGUUAUUGGGCUUUUCGCUCCACGGUGCCAGGAAUAGACCCUUCGGAGAAAAUCGCACGCAGCAGGCUUCGGGAGGAGGCGCAGACUACGACAACGGACUUUUCGAGGCUUACUGCUCAGUGCCGUCCGCUCCGUGGAGUCGCACGCCAGCUGGCCUUGUGCACAGAGGAAUUAUGCUGGUCGGAUACUGGAGAAGCCGCUGCGACCGCACGUCCGCAGUUCGUCUCAGGCCUACAUCUGUCAGUGCCAGUGCCAGAAGUGCCAGACACGUCACGUCUCGUCGAGGCAGCCAAGUUACCCCGGGAUCAGCUUGCAGACGUCGAGUAGGCGACGGUCGCUUUUAUUUAUCUGGCGCUGCUGGUCAGCGUCCGAGUCGUGGCGACAGCGACCAGAGCACGCGAUAUCCACUCUCCAAUCUGCCUAAUUCACAUCCUGGCAUCGACCCUGGUCACAGCGUGCCCCUGCCGUGCGGCUCGAGCGGUCGUCUCGCUGCGCUCAGAGCCAGUCGCUUCCCGCGCGCACGCCCUCUGCACCGUCCUCGUCCAGCGACGUCACCCAGCGCGCCCGGCGCGUACUGCUGUGGAGAGGAGAUUGAACAUUCAAUGGCUCGCUGUGAAGCCCUCCCGUUUGUUAUUGAUUGCCGCGCAUUCGGGCUAGCGCUGGCGUCUACGCGCAAGAACGGUGGGGCGUGAUUUCCGAUUGGGCGCGGGGCCUAACCUUGGAAGGAGCGAACUCAUUUAUCACCGGCGGCCCGAGCGCUUGCCUGUCCUGUUCCUGGCGGUCAGCAAAAACAGCCUCGUCCCCCUUCUUCCUCGUCCUUGCUGCUCCUCCAACAACAUUCGGCCCUCUCCUCACCCUCCUUGCCGCGGUAUCGCUUCACUCUUUCAGCGAUACUUGCAUCCGUUCAUUCGGCCAGCUGCGACAUUCCCUAUUGCCUUCCGGCCCCAAAUAAGCUAACACUUUCCUUAAUUGC